AGUCUGCACCACCUACGCUCCUCAAUCAACACACCUAUUCACUCUUUCUGUCUCAGUCUUUGCACUUUGCAGAAUUAGUCUCUACUCCAGAUACAUCAUUACUGUCUAUCGCGUGAAGACACAGGACAUACUUCCGUACACUAAGAUGCGGACGAAGCAUGCUGCACACCCACUACCCACGUUCCCUGUGUAUUCGUGCGCAUUCGUGUCUCCUACGGAGGUAGUAUUAGGAGGGGGAGGGGGUCAGUCGAGAAGUGGUAUCAAGAACAAGCUGAGGCUCUACCGCGUCGAUAAUGAGAAAUCAGUAGAACUUCUGGACGAAUUCGAACUUGACAAAGGAGAAGAUGCCCCAAUGAGUAUGGCUGCUCAUGCUGAGAGCCGAAAGAUCAUAUGUGGAGUCAACAGCUCCGAAGAAUACCUUCAAAAUGGCCACAAUCAGAACUGUCGUAUGUUUAAGAUCAAGGAGGGCAAGCUGUCACUGGUGGAAACGCGAAAUACUCUGAACUUGAAGGCCGGAGAUGACGAUUUCCAAAAAGUGACUACGCUUUCUCCCGACGGCUCCUUACUCGCUGUCUCAGGCAAUCGUGAUCUAUCUCUCAUCAGCUUUCCGUCCUUGAAACCGGCUACAUCCCCGCUGAGUCCCUUCAAGGAAGACAUCUAUGAUGCCACUUUCUCGACUGAGACACUUGUCGUUGCAACCACAAUCCACCUAUUCGUUUAUAACCUUCCUUCUGCGGUCGAUGGAAAUGCAGAAUCAAAGAAAACUGGGAAACAAAAGGCGCCUUUUCUUACUGACCUGGAACUACUCAAAACUAUCGACCGUCCUGCUCUACCUGGAAAGGACGCUGGAAGCAGUUUCCGCGCUGCACGCUUCCACCCAACCGAUUCCAAAGUGCUUUAUACCGUCAUCAACACAAUCCCUCCUCGCACACGUACCAAAUCAUCUCCGAGACGCGCUUUCGUUUGUAGAUUCGAUACGCAGACUUGGCAAGUCACCAAGUUGCGCAAGAUAAGCGAUCAAGGUGUGACAUGUUUUGACGUGAGCCCGAACGGGAAGUUCUUAGCGUUUGGUUCUGCUGAUUACACUGUUGGUAUCCUCGAUGCCCACACGUUCGCGCCGUUAGUUACCAUUCUGAAAGCCCAUGACUUCCCGCCCACCACAUUACGCUUCAAUCCUGAGUCAAAUCUCCUGAUUUCUGGCAGUGUCGAUAACUCAAUCCGUGUAGUCAGUGUGCCGGAGACACUGGCAGAAUCAACCUGGAGUUGGAGUUCCUGGAUUAUCAUCAUUGUCACGCUGCUUGUUCUUCUGUUUGCUUUCAUCGCUCAGCAGAUGCACCACAGCUAUUCAUAGCGAGGCAUAUGUUCCUGCUCUUAUCAUUCUGUCACAGUCUUGGACUUUUGGGGUAUUGGAUUAUCAUUAUGUUUCAUACAUAUGUAGACAGCGUGCUGGAUUAGUACUUUUCAUACGGUUUAUUAUAUCCCUAUAAAUACCAGUCCCACC
Molecule: messenger RNA, 1501 nt
Organism: Somion occarium
Lineage: Eukaryota; Fungi; Basidiomycota; Agaricomycetes; Polyporales; Cerrenaceae
Source: the annotation of a GenBank genome assembly